This is a messenger RNA of Pelmatolapia mariae (spotted tilapia), 5570 nucleotides long. It is a transcript of the gene arhgap1, whose product is annotated as Rho GTPase activating protein 1. NCBI's taxonomy places the organism in Eukaryota, Metazoa, Chordata, Actinopteri, Cichliformes, Cichlidae. Gene Ontology annotation, cellular component: cytoplasm. Bases 181 to 1473 code for a protein of 430 amino acids. The record is from RefSeq and is a predicted model, not a curated record. Gene Ontology annotation, molecular function: GTPase activator activity. The transcript is spliced from 13 exons. Gene Ontology annotation, biological process: negative regulation of endocytic recycling; small GTPase-mediated signal transduction.
CGGAAGAGGUGCUGACGCAGGGUUGUUGCUGACAACAGUCUACGUUGACUUCAGACGCCACAAAGUGAAUCGGUGGUAACAGAGCAGCUGGAUUAUUACGCUUGUGUGUGUAUGUUUGAGUGAGCUGAACAAAGACAUCGCUGUGCAGUCUGUGUGUAUGUGAGAGCGCGCGUGUGUGUGAUGUCUUCGGAACUGCUGGUAGAUGUGGGCGACGACUCUGCAACGGCGCAGCUAGGACAGCUGAAGCUGACUACCAUAGAGGACCAGCAGUGGCCCGCUGAUGAGUCUUUCCUCAGCAAGUCAGAGACAGAUGUUUCCCAGCAGUUUGAUGCCAGCUCUCCACACCUGCCCUGGGACCACCCUUUCUAUGACAUUGCCAGACAUCAGAUCAUCGAAGUGGCCGGUGAUGACAACUUUGGCAGGAAGGUGAUAGUGUUUAAUGCCUGCAGGAUGCCUCCGCAGCACCAGCUGGACCAUCAUAAGCUGCUGAUGUAUCUCAAAGGAACACUGGAUCAGUAUGUGGAGAGUGACUAUACUCUGAUCUACUUUCAUCACGGGCUGACCAGUGAAAACAAACCUUCCCUCAGCUGGGUGCGGGAUGCAUACAGGGAGUUUGACAGAAAGUACAAGAAGAACAUCAAGGCCCUGUACAUCGUCCAUCCCACCAUGUUCAUCAAGACUCUGCUGAUCCUCUUCAAACCAAUUAUAAGCUUUAAGUUUGGCAGGAAGAUCAACUAUGUGAGCUAUCUGAGUGAGCUGGAGGAUGUGGUCAAGUGUGAUCAGCUGGUCAUUCCUUCCCGUGUCAGAGAGUAUGACAACAAAUUAAGAGCAUCUCUGAAACCCACCACACAGCCUCCCAUGUCUCCUCCUCACAGCCCUCCUCUCCCCAGCCAGGUGUUUGGUGUGCCACUAACGCCGCUCAGACAGAGGGAUCCAGAUGGCGAUCCAGUUCCUGUGGUGAUGAGAGACACCGUUGGCUUCCUCUCAGAGCAAGGCUUGGAGAUUGAGGGCAUCUUCAGACGAUCUGCCAACGUGACUCUGGUGAAGGAGGUCCAGCUCAGGUACAACUCAGGUGCGACAGUGAACUUCAGAGAGAUGGAAGAUGUGCACCUGGCUGCUGUCAUCCUGAAAACAUUCCUGAGGGAACUCCCCGAGCCUCUGCUCACCUAUCAGCUCUACAAUGACAUUGUCAACUUUGCCUCUGUGUCCAGUGAGAGUCAGGUGACAGUAAUGAAGACGCUGGUAGAGUCGCUGCCAGAGGAAAACUACGCAUCGCUGCGAUACCUCAUCACAUUUCUGGCACAGGUAUCAGCCAACAGUGAGGUGAAUAAGAUGACCAACAGUAACCUGGCUGUGGUCUUCGGUCCCAAUCUGCUCUGGGGGCGGGACAACGCCAUGUCGCUCAGCGCCAUUGGACCAAUCAAUAACUUCACGAGAACCCUGCUGGACCAGCAGCAUCUGGUGUUUGCCUAAUCUCCAGCCCUCUGCUCUGAGCUCUUUCUGCCAAUGUGAAACGCCGCCGACACCCUCCUUCCCCUGCAGCAUUUAGCCUUUAGCUUACCUUAGGAGCAUCAUCAAAGUACUCAGACAGCGCUCAGACAGACAGGCCUGACUGAUUGUCUCUUACAUACCGCGCACAUUUAAAAAGAUUCAGUGGACCAAGUUAUUAGUGUCAUUUGUGUGUCACCAGUCGUUCUGAGCGUCCUGUUAUUAUGUCUGGCAACUUCUGGCAUUUCCAUUUGACUCCAAGCAUGAAAACAAGUGGAAACAGCACACAUGUUAGAGCUCAGGCAAAUGAUAAUAAUAUUAGCAAAAAAUAACAGAAAACACUACAAAAUGCAACCGCUGGUAAACAAGAAAGAUCCAGAUCCCCAGUUUUGUUACAGCGGUAAAUUUGAGCCUGCUCAUGUAUAACAGCAUGAAACGCUGUGGCACGGCCCUGAUACUACAUGCGUGAGUGGGCACAGACAGGCUGUCGCCACACCCACUCUGUCAGGAAUAUACCAGAAUCCACUUUGUGUUCUUAAAGUCUCCACUGUGAGUCGUGAUAACUCUUGACAUCACUUUGCAUCAGUUUCCCACAAACACGUCAUGAGUACAGAUACAAACGUGCACGUUUCCCUUCCUUUAAAUCAGUGUAGUGCUUCCAACAGUCUCCACGAGCACAACAUGAAUCUGAAUGAUGACGUGAAGUAGUUUCAUGCGGGUAUCAGGCCAGCAGACUAUAAAGAGCUGUAACACUGGGGGAGGGGGACAUAAAAGCUCUCAUAAAUCUGAAAUCACUACGUGUGUGAAUGCAGGGUUAGUCAUUUGCUGCCAUGUGCUUCUCUACCACCCCUAACUGAUCCGUCCAUGCCUCCGUGGACUCAUUCCUACCUGCAUGUGUUCAUAUCUAUAUUCAGCCCUGUAUCACUGCCCUGCUUCAACACAGCGGCUGGUUUGCAUCUUUUAUCUCUGUCAGUAGCAGCUGGUCGUACACCCCCCUUUUCAUUCAUGUGUUAUUUUCUAUGUAGUGCCAAAAAAGCGUUUCACCUGUGUUACCAAAUGUUCUUUAGAUCCUGAUUCUGUACUAAAGAGAGGAUUGAUGAGGAGAGUGGAGGUGUGACUCAGGUUUACGUCAGAAUGGUGAACUUGGUACCGAACUUUGUGGACAAUCUAUGAAAUGCUGUACUUGGAGUGGCAGAAACCACCCACAGCUGUGCACGUGGAGUCUUUCCUUUCCUUUAUAUGUGACUUUAAUUUUACUAAUAGCAGUGUCAUUUGGACCUGUAGCUGGUGUCCCGGGUAAACGGCACACUACAAAAGUGUGCUGAGUGACAGCUUCACACUCGGCACUCUGCGGGUUUAGUGACAAAUAAAGUGUAGAUGUGACUGCGCUCCCUGGAGUGACACUGUUGUUGUUUUUUAAAUUACAGGGAGAAGGUUGGUUGGUACGUCAGGCAUGUGGUGGACUCCCACAGGCCAGCGUCUCUGCUGCUGCCCUCUGUGUGACUGAUUGUGCGAGCAGACGUGAUGUGUGCUCAUACAAUCAUUACGCAGUAAUAAUAUAAGGUGUAAUAGUAAUGGAUUCAUGUUUCUUUUCAUUCUGGCUGUCAUUUGUAGCAGCAUCACUUCAGUGCACAUAAUGAAUGAUUUUGGGUGUCUGAUUUCCUGUGAUUGUCCCACAUGUAUCCCAAAUUUAAUUAAGUAGAAGUACCUGAUACUGAGUUUUACUCUAUCAUACCGUUUCAGGCUUUGAACUACGGGAGUCUGUCCAAGCUGUGUGCUGGUUUUUGGCUCUGUCUUUGUGGCGCAGUGCCGUGGUGUGUUGCACAUAAUCCACACUGAGCAGUGCAGUUAACAGACCCCACAUGCUGUCUUUGUGCUGCUGAGUGCGCACAUGUUUCUGAUCACACAUGCCUCAGAGGGCACCGUGCCUCCAGGCCAGCUGUUCAUCCAUUUGUUUGUUGAGUAUUAAUGUAGAAUAUAGAUGCAUUAGAUCAGAGCUGUCUAGGAUUAAACACACCCUUUGGCCAAUCACAAGCCAGUAUUCCUUUUAGCUAUUGUGUUUUCUUUUAGUCACCACAGGUCUUUAGAAGCAGGCCUAUGAAGAGCAUGCAGCAGGAGUGUAACCAGUCAGAAUCAGCUCUUCUCCUCUCUCCUCUGUACUGAGAGAGGAAAAUGUGAAUUCUUUGAAACGAUUUAGUUCUUCCCAAACCCAAAGAUGAAUCAGUCCCUUAUAGAGUGCAGCCAACAUGAGCGGUGGUUGAUUGGUGUGAUUGUUUGAGCAGCUCACAGAGUUCUGUUUGUGGGACUCUCCUGUUAGGUGAACAGCAGCACCCUCCUGUCCUCGGCUUUUUGAGCACACAGGUGACUGUGGGCUCGUACAGAGGUUCCCAGGUGCAAUUGUAUGGCCUCCCAAAAGCUUCAUUGUGUUCUCAUUUAUCUCACGGUUCAGCAGUGAUGCACAGACACUGUGGGGAUUUGGUUGGGAUGUCUUUGCUGUUAAAGGUUUCACUGUUGUCGCUGCUUUCACAGCCUCCAGCACAGCUACAACUUCGUUAAUGAGGGUUUUAAUUUCUGUGGCUUAAUGAGAACUGUGUGGCCAUAAUUGGAUCACAGAGGCCUUAAGCUUCCUGCUGCAUUAUAUUUAUCAUUGCUCAUGUUCUUCCAUGUAAUAAUCACCUGUAAUUCCUGAGAAGAACAUUAUUUCUGCAUGUCUCAGUUUUUGACCCGGCACCCUGUUAAGCUUUGUUUUUAUCCUCACUCUGUUUCCAGAGUCUUAGUGUAAAGGACUUGUCACAGCCUCACGGUGUCUGCCAUGAUUACAGCAGUCAGCACCUGCAGUAGUUAUCUUUGACACGUGACACAGAUGAGUUGUCUCGUUCCUUCAGCCAGUUUCUAAAGACUCUGAGCCAAAACAUGCUGUUCAACUAGAUGUCUUUCAUUGCAACAAACUAUCAGUGGGUAAAUAUUGGUGUUGUGGUGUUCCUAUAAUGAUGUGACUGAAAAGCACCAAAACAUUCAGAAUUUCAGUUUGACUGAAGCUGAGAGCAAAAACGACAACAAAAAAUUCCAAGUGUUUACCUGUUUUAAUGCCACAGUGAUGUGGAUGUGUGUUUGUGUGUACCAGUGCAGAUAGGUUUCACUGCUGGAACUGCAGACGAGGGCUGUGUGUGAAUGUUGUCAGGUGGUAGCAUCUCCGUUUUUUUAAUGGUGUGACGUAGUGAGACAGACCUUCCUGUUAGGUUGUGAGUCAUCUUUGAUCUGUUCAAAAUAUCUGUGAAAAACAAAAAGAGCAAGCCAAGCAGUUGAUCUGAAUCACAAAAGCUAGUGGAGAUGCACUUUUUAAAUAGUCUAACAACUCUGUGUGUGUUUGUGCGUGCUCGUGCCUUAUUUGUUUUCCCCACGUGGUCAUGUGAUUAGCCAUCUAAGUGCCAGUGUGAUCAUUCUGCCAUAGAUUAAAAUAAGACGGGGUGCGUUCAACAAAGCUCUGGUGUUUGCUGGUGUUCAGAGCAGCCUGUGAAGCGUGCGGUGUGGCCCCCACCCAAACUCCUGAAUUUGUUGAGAACAGCUCAGCUGUAAUGGGCGACGGCAGACUUGAGAAUUUGUCUUCGUAACAAAAUCGAUCUUGAAUCUGAGCUUCAAGUGUAAACCCACUCGUCUGAUUUUCCUGUCACAAAACUCGGUUUAGUUUCAUUUUCAGGUUUUAAGCUGACGUAGCUGAAAGUCACCAGGUGAGCGAGAUGGAUAAAAACACCUGCUUCAUUUUCUAACCCGACUGUAAAUCUGUCAGCUUGUCCCGUGUUCCUUUCCCGUAACGCUGAUUCUUCUCAACUCUGCUGAUCCAUUACAGCCUCUCUAAUCUAUGGGUCUUUGUACUGUAACUGUUGUCAUGGUGACAGUGAACAAAAUUUCUCUAAGGGAGAAAUUCAUUGGUUUCCAGGCUGAUUUAUUUUUACUUAGUGACCUUAUUUUCUUAACUCCUUUUUUUUCAUCCUCUUUUGAUAUGUUGUGGAUCUCAGUCUUAUACAUGUACGAUAUAAAUGGUGAUAUCCUGUAAUAUUAUUGUGUGCAAACAAUAAAGAAAU